This is a messenger RNA of Colletotrichum scovillei, 901 nucleotides long. RefSeq lists its product as uncharacterized. NCBI's taxonomy places the organism in Eukaryota, Fungi, Ascomycota, Sordariomycetes, Glomerellales, Glomerellaceae. Bases 140 to 637 code for a protein of 165 amino acids. The transcript has a single exon. The record is from RefSeq and is a predicted model, not a curated record.
GCUGAAUAUUAUCAUGAGAUCUAGCGGUAUAUAACUACACUGCCCCUACACGAAAGUCAAGAUCACAUUAAAUACCCUCGAUAUUCAAUUUGUUCCCUGCCAACCUUGCUGCGAAUCUCACAACAGACCAACACGCACCAUGCUCACAAGGGAGACGGCUGUUAUGCUUGCCAAGUAUAACAACUGGGCCGACCAAGUACUUUUCGCAGCGAUUCAGAAACAGCUGCCGUCUGGGGCGGUCUACCAGCCGCGCACGACUCUUUUCAAGUCCAUGAUGGGCACACUCAACCACAAUCAUCAGGUCGACCUGAUCUGGCGUGCACAUCUACUCGAAGAGGACCACGGCUUCUCGACCCGCCGUGAUCUGUUAUACCCGAAAUUUGAGGAGUUGGUCGAAAAGCAGUUUGAGGUCAACCAGUGGUACAUCGAUUGGGCGACCAGGCAAGAUGAGGAAAGCUUCAGCAAGCGAUCCAAGUUCAAUUACGUCAACGGCACACCUGCAGAGAUGACUUUGGGUGGCAUGUUUCUUCAUGUUAUCAACCACAAGACCUACCAUCGAGGUUGGGUUAGUGAGAUGUUCUUCGAGCACAGCACGAAUCCGCCCGAGACCGAUCUCUGUGUUUACUUGUGCCAAUAAUGGCAUGGAUCUGGACUCUGGGCGCCUAUAUCCUGGGCACGUCAGAAGGCUGGGAAUGCUUCCACCGGAAAUCUUGACAAUGCAAAGAAGGAACGGUUCGUUAAGCACCGCAAUAUUAGUAUGAACUUGGGUAGAAUAGAAGUUGAAACUGAUGACAGUCAACCCAGACCACGUUAGAUGAGGGGGAAAGCUGCUAUUGUGCUCAGCCGUAUUGGAGCUUUUACAAGAUGACUGCACGCGUUAACAGUUAGAAACCCAGGAUUA